CAGGAUUUCCAUCCUGACAAACUUUAUUUGUGCAGAAACCAUCAAUUGAUCUGUCCCCAUCAUGGCAGCUCACAUCGAGAAUCGAGGGCCGCAGCUCAUGGCGGUGAAUAUCACCUUCUUCGCCAUGGCACUGAUCACAUGCCUAUUGAGAUGUUAUGUUCGGUUGUUCAUGGUCAAUGGGUUCAGAAAGGACGACUGGCUGAUGGUUGUCGCCAUGGUAUGUUGAGCCUCAAGGGGUAACAAGUUUCCAGCAAUUGACCCCUACUUUUUCUUUAGGUAUUCUUCACUUGUUAUGCGACCUCAUCGACUGUUGGUGUCACUUUCGGCACGGGAAGACACCACGACGACCUCGAAACCAAUCAAAUCCACACUGCGAUGAUGUGCUGGUGGUUCUGCUACCUCGGAUACGCCCUCACCAUGAUAUCCUGCAAACUCUCCAUCGGCUAUUUCCUGCUCAGAGUGACCACCGAAAAGAUCCAACGAUGGACCAUCUACCUCGCCAUGUUUUCGACUGCCCUUUCGUGCGGCAUCUUCUUUUUCGUCACCCUAUUCCAGUGUCAUCCUAUAUCAUACUUCUGGAACAAGGACCAAGAUGGCACAUGCAUUGAUCCCGGUGUCGUCAUUGGAUUGGCGGCUCUCUACAGUGUUUUUGCUGUUGGUUCUGACCUUGUUUUUGCGCUGCUUCCUGGGUGGAUUGUAUGGAAUCUGCAGUUACACAAGCGAACGAAAUACUCACUGAUCCCUCUGCUAGCUAUGGGUUGCAUUGCUAGCGCAGCCGUCAUUGCUCGAUUCCCGUACUUGCAUCUCCUUGGAAAGCCCGAUUUCCUCUGGAAUACCACUGACAUUGCCAUCUGGUCAACAAUCGAGCAAGGAUUGGCCAUCACAGCAAGCAGCUUGGCGACCUUGCGGCCUCUGAUCAAACAAAUAGCCUUCCGCCUGAACCUGACGAGCAAGCCUCUAUCACUCGGUCCAUCUGGCUACGGAUCAUCACCGCGCACUCCUGGGCCUGGGACACCAAGAGCUUUCUCAAGUCGAGAGGCGUACACACUCUCCUCAGUGAGUCGUCAGGAUGGCCCUGAAAAGAAAGGGUCGGGGUUUGAUUCGAGACAACCAAGUGAUCUCAAGCUUGGCAUUAAAAAGGAGACCAAGUGGGAAGUCAAGAUAACGAAAACAGCCAUGAGUGAGAGCGAGGAGGAGUUGCACUCGCCAAGAGCAUGGAGGAAUAAUAACAUCAUUUAAAAAUACCCAAGGUAAACAUAGUGCGUAUUAAAUAGCACAGCCAUACUUAAUCUCUUAUAUAUUAACUCUUAUCAAUUAAUCAGCAGAUCGUUUGUAGAUCUGCCCUUGGGCACUCUGUG
Messenger RNA from Fusarium odoratissimum NRRL 54006, 1358 nucleotides. RefSeq lists its product as uncharacterized. Bases 376 to 1239 code for a protein of 287 amino acids. The transcript has 3 exons. The record is from RefSeq and is a predicted model, not a curated record. Lineage: Eukaryota; Fungi; Ascomycota; Sordariomycetes; Hypocreales; Nectriaceae.